AUGACAUGGUGCCAAGCGCUUUGGCUCCUUUGGCUCUCCGUGGGAGCGCAAAAUGCGCCCAACCUUACGGAGAUUUGUGCAUAUCCGAGGCCGUGCUCACAGUUUCUUGGUGACAACAGCCUUUGUGUGAAUCUGGAUUACGUCCGAGCGUAUGACUUCCAGGCCGCCGAAGACCUUUGUGCUCUGGUGACGCCUGCCCAUGGAUUCAACCGCGAUUUCAUAAUUUCUGCUGGCCUCGCAAACACGAGCCGCUGCAUUUUCGAUUGGAAGGGCGAUGGCAGAUGUGACCUGUCGAACAAUCACGACUCCGAGAAUUGCCAAUUCGAUGGAGGUGACUGCUGCCUUUCCACAUGCCAGACCAACUGCGCGGAAGAGCCGGACCUUUACGAGCGGCCACCAGCUGUGCGUUUAGGGAACGAGUGCGAGUAUUUUUGCGGCGAAGAGGCGCUGUAUUGGUGCUUGGACGACGAAGCCGUCCUCUCCCCAGUCAGGCAGUGGUGUGCAUUUGGGCAGAUCAAAUCCACAUCGCGGUGCUACAUGUCCAAACUGGAAGUUGCCAGUGCCUUGCAGCAGUGUAUGCUGGACGACCGCGUCCAUGGCAAUUCCAUCAAUGCAGGGCCGCAGUGUGGCAACCAGACGCUUACCUGUACCCUCCAAGAUGUGGAGGCCCAAAACGGAUGCCACCUCACAAAGGAUGAUUGCUUCACACGCAUGUGCUGCACCGAAGCCAUCGACAACGGCUUCAUCACUGCUAACCCCGAGACCAAUGCACUCCCCUCGAUUUCUGCGAUAUAUGAUUUGUGCGAGACGAGUACAACCGAUAAUGAUGAACCAUGCUUUCCAUAUAUGAUGAACUGCAUCCAGGAAGCACGCGCCGCCAAAGGUGGUUGCUGCUCCUGCGACACAGGCUGGGGCGGUUGGCGCUGCCGCGACCCUCUCUGCUGGCCACGCUGUGUGCACGGGACUUGCAUAGCACCAGAUCUUUGCCACUGCGAAGCCGGUUGGAAAGGAGAGGCAUGCCAGCACGCCAUCUGCACUCCGGAGUGUGUGCCAGGUCAGGGCACCUGUGUAUUGCCGGAUGUUUGCGAGUGUUUCUAUGGUUGGGGCGGCACCUCCUGCGAGGUCCCAGUGUCAGAACCAGCCUGCGUUAACGGCGAUGCUGUGUCACCAGACAUUUGCCGCUGUGCGGAGGGCUGGGGAGGACGACUCUGCGACUACCCUUUGUGCCAAAGCUGGCCAGUACCCUCGCCAGAGUGCGUUCACGGCACUUGCAUUGAGCCCUUCGAGUGUGAAUGCGAACCUGGUUGGAAGCCUUACCUACCCAUCAAUCAGACGGGCUUCGACAUCAUCCCGUUCUGGUCGCGUGGUCAGGAUGUCUCGCAGGAGACCGCAGGCACCUAUGUCAAAGCCGACUCCCGUCUCUCUUUCCUGUCAUUCUGGGACCGCCAGUACAAUUCAUCCAAUGCUGCGCAAUGCACCGUCCCGGAAUGCUCAGUUGUCAUUGACCCACGCUGCCUUGAGUGUGAGCCACCACCAAAUGGCAGGUGCUUGCGGUGCGAGCCAGGGUUCUUCGUCGACACCGCAAUCGACCGUUGUGAGCGAUGCUCCAAUGUUUUCCCACAUUGCCACAUUUGUGGCCCAGAGCCCACAGGCCCGGAUGGCAAAGUCGUUUUGCGCUGCACGCACUGCGACCCGCUCUUUGUCCUCGAGCCAGUUGCCUUCGGUGAGGACCCCACGGCUCGCUGUGUCUCCGAUGGCCCCAUCGAGUUUAGUUCCCCUGUGUACCACGUCUACAAGGACCAGGGAAAUGUGACGUUGGUGGUGCAGCGCAGUAUUUACGCGCUUCGCCCGGAGUUUGCCCGGCCCAUCACCGUUAUAGUGCGCACGCGGGACGGCACGGCCAAGAGCAGUAGCAUGAUGUAUGGAGGUGAGUUUGCCAGCUACGAGGCCACGGUUGCCAACAUUACCUUCGGAGUGGAUGAGUCCGUGAUGAUACCGGCGGAAGGUUCAAUGGCUUCGAACUUCUCCGAGGCCUUGACCGCCCGCUUUCACGAGCGCAUCGAGCUGCCAAUUUUGAUCUUCGACGAUGUGGUGUACCACCCGGAGUAUCGCUACUUCGAUGUGGAGCUUGUGCUUCCCCCAGAGCAUUUGAUCGGACACCAAGGCCCUUUGUACCCCUUUGUCCCAGCUCGUCAGCACGAGACAGACCAGGCAUGGAUGAUGCCACAGAAUGUCUACCGUGCUCCGGUGCUGGAUAGGCAGGAUGUCCUGAGCAUUGCUCGGAUCUACAUCUGGGAUCACGUCGAAGCGACCGCUAUCAACACCUGGUGCCAGGGUGAUUGCCGGCAGUGGCAGUCCAAGACUCUGGUGGGUGAUGCACGCAAUGUGCUCAUCCAAGCCCGCACCUUCGAUGACCAGCCGAUCACUCCGCCCACCUCCAUCCGGCCGGAUCCACAUUUCAUCAUCAAGUACCUGCCGAGAGGGGAGGGCAACGAGGAGUCAGUGGGUACAAUCACCACAGCCACCCCGACAAACUUGGUAGGCACCUACGCCGGCCGCUUCAUUCCAACCUUGGCAGGCAUCUACAAGUUACAAAUCGAGAAGCCCGUGGCUGGAAUGUUUGCGGAAUAUUGGUGGCACCGGAACAUCCAUCGAAAUUCUCCCCAGCAGCCUGACAUCAGCCGGGUCGACCACACCUUGAACUUUUGGUUUCCAGACGUGGCGACUGCACCGGCCUUCGUGAGAUGGAAAUUCAUAUUGCACUUUGCCUGCAUCCGAACCGAACGGUGGCCCUUCAACUUCGGGCAUGCGCUGGGCAUUAUCGCAUCUCCAGGUAGCGAGGUGCGAGCAUUCUUCUGGAAUGAUGGCUCAGUUACGAAGCGAAUUCCGGAUGAUGUGGUGCCCCGCAAGCGCGAGGAGAUGAUUCGUGAGGACUGCAUGCAAGAAGUGCCCUUCUUCAUCUGCAUCGACCUGCUGUUUCACGAUCCUGUGGUAGAUCCUUUUGGGUUCUACGCCUUCGAAAUCGAGUGGAGCACGCCCAUGGUCGAUGACAUGGAGGAGAAAAAACCCACAUCAAUCGAGAUAAUGCUCUAUCAUCAGAACGACACGGACUACUGGGGCUGGUGGCCAAUCAGGCAAGGCUGCUUGCUUUCAAGUGGCCUCAACAUCCAAGGCAGCCCCUACGAGGACUUCCAGGCCAUCAGUGGCAAUGCGCGGCCGGACUUUUCAACAGUCUUGGCGCUGCCCUACGACACACUCACGAUGUCUGUCAUUGUAGACAGCCCGGCUGAGGUGCGGAUUGACCUCAGGGACAUUCUGGGGCAGCCCGUGGUGGGAGGCGGCAUGCUGCGCAGCCUGAGUGCCCGGUUGUACACUUUGCAGGGAGUCAAGGAGAUGGACUUGCCCGUGCGCUGGAGUGCUCAAGGGUACUACUCCGCCGCGUGGACUCCGCUGCCCCCCGACCCGAUUUACAACGAUGAUGUCAGCACCGGACGCUACUAUCGGCAGUUGAUUGUUCUGCUGGAUGGAAGUCAAAUUCAGAACUCGCCCAUGUCGGUAGAGAUCUUGCUCGCGGUAUCCGACGAAGACCGAUCUUUCGUGGAAGCGGGUGACUACACACCUGCGCAGGCGGGCGAGCCUGUUUGGUUCCAGCUUCGAUCGGCCACCUUGGCAGGUCGGCUGCGUGUCACUGGCGGCGACAACUACGAAGUCUACUUCGAUGGCCCCUCGCACGACCCUCUGGGCGUCGAGGAUCAGUUUCGGGGCAAUGUGAUCGACAACUUUAACGGCUCCUACACUGUGAGGUUUGAGAUCCAGAGGCCUGGGCGGUACAACAUGCGGAUCUUCUUGAAUGGUGUAGAGAUCCGUGAGUCGAGACUAGUUGGGUCUCCAUACAAAGGUAUUUUGAUAUGGGACGACAUCAGUGCGGCGCUCUCCACUGCAAUCGGCCCAGGCAUCAGUCCCGUAGGAUCUAAAACAAGCCCCGCGCAGAUUAUCGCAGGCCUGAACACGACCUUUGAGAUCAGCGCCAAGGACUCCUAUGAGGUGCAAUACUUCGAGGGGGGCGCGACCUUCGCGUUGAGCAGCCCGGCAAUGCACCAGGCCCCGGCCCUCAACGAGACGUACGCUGCCCAUGUCCCCGCAGAGGACUACAUCGACAUUUUUGACAAUGGAGAUGGCAGCUACACCGUGGACUACCUCCUUUGCAAAGCUGGUCUGACAACCAUGGAUAUCCGCCUCAAAGUGCAAGAAGCAGGAGUUGAAACCUGGGAGCCGAUCCAGGGCAGCCCCUUCCUCAUCGAGGUACUUCGCGGAGAGUUGCGGCCUUACACUUCCAAGGUGCACCCGCCAAUGCUGCCACAGAGUGGAGUUCCGGCCACUUUACGUCUGGACUUGCGUGACGCCUGUGGUAAUGAGGCAGAUGAGGAUGCCAUGAACAGCCUGCAGAUCCAGUUGCUGCGCAGCGAGGGUGGGGAUGUGGAGGCGCUUGCCUACGAGGCGGUGCGUUCCGGGCCUGGGGAGGUCAUCGUCUUCUUCACACCCGGACGUAGAGGACAUCACCAAAUUCUGGCAAUGCGAGACGGCGAGCAUUUCCAGGCAUCGCCACUGAGCUUCCAGGUGUCUCCUGCCGCAGUGGCACCGCGGGGCUCGGAAUGGCAGCUCGCGGCCAUCGGUGCAUCUGCUGCUUCGACUUUCGAGAUUUUCAAUUCGCCAACUUUCGCUGGUGAGCCGGGCAUGCUGAAGGUCACUGCUCGAGAUCUCUGGGGCGAUGUGCUAACCCAUGAGAACCACAGCUUCAUCGUCAGCUUCUGGCGCGACACAGGGGGGCACGGUGAGUGCCCCAGCCUCGCACGUUGCAUGGCCGCCGCCAUCAGCCAGGAGAUGUGCGAGCGGCUGCCGCUCUGCCACUUCGAGCCGGUCUGGCGCCAGUGCAGACCGAACUGCCACGUCUCGGAAGCCGCAGUGCCGUAUCGGCUGGUCAUGCCAGAUGCUGUGGUGAAUCAGACGUCAGUUCACGCAGAGGUCUAUGAGUUCUCCCUGCAGACCACCGUGGCUGGUACCUACCACGGCGCAGUUAGCGUCCUGCGGCCAGGGGCAUUCUAUGCGUAUUGGUACAAUAACCCACAGCGCUCCAAGCGCGUUUUCUCUGAGAUGAUGCGAGGUCCCUUGGACAUGGACUGGGGCAUCUUCGGCCCUGGAGGCACGCUGCCAGGCAAUAAGUACUACCUGCAGAUUAUCGGUUGGCUUCGGGUGCCUUCCACAGACAGGUACGUGUUCCAGCUCACCUCUGACACCGGUGGUUACAGUCGGGUCUUCCUGAACGGCUCGGAGAUCACACCAAGCGAUGGAGACCCCAGGAUGGAGGUGGAUCUUCUCCAAGGGUACAUUCCUAUUGAAAUCUUGUAUGACCACUGGAUGGGAGAGACCACUCGCAAUGUGGGUGCCUUCUUGAAGCUCGGUUUUGGAGGUCCUACGGUGCCAUUUCAGACGUUGCAGGCGGAUUUCAUGUACUAUGAGGAAGUCUUGCAUCAGGCCAACAAUCCCUUUGUCCAUGUGGUGGAGCCAGCUAUACCUGUGCGGAGUCUGCAAGCUGUUGGAGGGGUGCGCGGAUCAGUGCCUUUGCAGGCCAUGGCAGCUCGGGAUGUCUUCUUCCGUUUGCAGUCUGCUGAUGCCUAUGGCAACCUUCAAACCCGGCGGGACCCCGCCUCUUCCCUGCGGCUUCGCGAAGACGAGCUGGGCUUGGUAAAGCGCAUUGUUCCUCUGCACAGUGGAGCUUGGGACGUAGUACUGGUCCCGAGGGGCCCUGUGGGCAGGCACCGCCUCACAUUUGAUGUUUUCUCUCAGGCCAGCCACCAUGGUUCGCUUCAGCCGGUGGCCAACUAUAGCGUGGAAGUGGACCUUGUUACGAACCUGCCCGAUGCGGACCUGACCACUUUGUUGUGUCUUCCUCCACCGCCUUGGCCGGUGGGCGUGGAAGUCACUUGCGCUUUGAUCCCGCGCGACUCUGAAGGUAACCAGGUUUCGGGCCUCCAGCAAGUGCACCUCUUCGCCCAGCCUCCACCGCCCUUCUCUGAAGAGCUCACGGCAUCUCUGCACGUAGCGGACCCCAAGGACGUGGCAAGGCAGUUCAGGUUCUUCCCCACAGUUGCUGGCAUGUGGACGCUUCGUGGUGAGGCCAUCCUUGCAGAGGAUAGGGUCGUGAACUUCCGCACCUGGCCCUUCGAGGUCCUGGGUGGCCAGACCUCCGCUUACCGGAGCUACUCGGUGCAGCCCUCUCGCAUAAUUACCGGCAUCCCAUUCAACGUGCCCAUCUACGCUUUCGACGAGUACGACAACCCUUCCGAGGGGGGGAUGGACAUCUUUCGGCUGAAGACGACCGGCGGAUACGAGGAGCGUCUUGCUUUGCAGCCGCCUGUACAGUAUCUUGAGAACAACACUUACAUGGCCUCAAAUCUCGUUGCAGAGUUCCGAGACUUGUUCGAGAUCCACAUUGACCAACUUGCUAUGCUUCACAAUAACAGCCUCUCGCAAUGCCCGGAGCUUUCGCCAGUGCCGGGCGGCCAAAUUUUUGAGUUGAGUGAGCAACGUGCAAUCGGCAGUGUCGCGCAUUUACGGUGCCUUUCAGGCUUCAUUGCGGCCGGUGGCGAAGGGGCACUACGGUGCUUAUGGCCCAAUGCUUCUGCCUCGCGACAUGUUGUGGGUUAUGCCGAAUGGUUCAACUUGUCAUCCAUGCCAGCGAGCGGGCUGAUGUGUCGAGAGCAGCUGCUCUGGUGCCCCAUGCCGCCUUCUGUACCUUUCGGCCAACGUGUUGCACUUGAUUGGCGUCGGCAGGUUGGCAGCGUCGCAAUGUCGGAGUGCCUGCAGGGACACAUGCUUCUCUUUGGUGACCUGGAUGUGGUGUGCGGCUCGCGCGGAGGACUGGGCACAUGGCUCCAUGCCGAUGGCACUACUGCCACGGCGGCUGCUUGCAUGCCCAUCCAGCAGCUUUGUCCGGAACUUUCGCCCGCAACCUCGGAUGUUGUUGCUGCGAGCGAUGGCAGGAAUGCUGGCAGUGUGAUUCAGCUGCGCUGCAAAGUAGGACUGGUUCCUGCCGCAGGUGACGCAGUGCUAGUUUGUGGUGCUGACGGCAUGUGGCUGAAGCCGCUGCAAACUCGGCCGCAGCCACUGGGUGAGGUAUUGGCCUGUGAGCCGGAUCCGUUUUUCUGCUCCGAUCCUUCACUCUUGCUGGGGCCGGGUGCCGUGGUGCAGCAGAGUGACACCCAUCUGAAUGACACGGUGUCCGUGACUUGCAGUAUCGGCUUUGAGGAGGCCGGUGAUGGCGAAGCGACAGGGAAGUGCGCGAUUGACCCCGAGGACGACUCGAAGGGACGCUGGGCGAGCCCCACGGAUGUGACCAAAGGCCAGGUCCCGUGGCGGCCCUUGCGCUGCCGCCGGCGCCAGAGCUACUGCGGCAACAUUGAGGUGGAUCAUGGCCAGCUGCUUUCGCUUUCCGACGAGCGCUAUCUUGGCUCGGCUGCGCUGCUGGGCUGUGCAGAGGGCUACGAAGCCAAGAGUGGCGAUGCCAACUUCCUCUGUAGUGCUUCCACUAUCGGGGCCGGUGAGUGGUUGUCACAAAGUGGCGCUGGCUUGAGUCAGAAGCUGAGCUGUGGUAAGGUGGCCGAGUACUGUCCUCAGCCGGUGCCACCAGAAGGGACUGACUUCGUUCUCUCCGUGGGAAGGGAGCUGGACAGUGUGCUCACGUUCCAGUGCCACCUGGCUUACGAGCCGAACGUGGCCCUGGAGUAUCCACCCGAGCUGUUCUGCCGGCCAGGGCCCGUGCCGGGUCGAGGCCGCUGGUCCUCUCGGGAUGGAAAAGGCUUGGAGCCAGAGAAGUACCUGAAGUGCGGCAAGCAAUACAACUGGUGCCCUCGACUCAGUUUGGUGGAUGGCCGUGUCAGCAAUGUUCUCGACAACCGCCAGCUGGGCAGUACAGCGCAGCUACGCUGUGAUGCGGGUCUCCAGAUGACAUUCGGCUCCGCGGAUCUCGGGCUCGUGACUUUGGAUGUGAAUUGUACUAGUGGUACGCCAGCGGGAGGUGUAUGGAUGGCACCGGAUGGACAAGACAUCGCAGGCCAACUUCAGUGCACUCCAUUGGACUACUGGUGCCCUCCAUUGAAUGGCUACACAAUCGUAACGGCCACGUACCGAGAGCUCGAAUCUUUUGAGCGCUAUGUCACCUACAGUUCAACGACCCGUGCCUACCGCAGCACCGCCACGAUUCGCUGCGCACAGGACAAGCGCAUGCUCGACAGCUACGGCGACUCCGAGGUAGUUUGUGGAUUGGAUGCAGAGGGCAUUGGUGGGGCGUGGCGAAGCCAGCACGGGGGACACUUGGCCAUCAGCAAACACUGCUUCUACACCGGUUCCCCGAUUACCGACACAGCCUUCAUCGAAAACGGCUGCUUCUUCGGGGAGUUUGCAGGUUCGCUUGACAAUUAUUCCAUUCCCGUGUACUUCUUUCGCACGGGUGCCGUUAUCUUCUGGCACCAGCCAACGGAGUGGGUUGUGGGCUCCACUGUUCUGGAGGGCCAAAACAGUAAUUGGCAGAUCAAGUGGGUUGGAGACGGUAUCCUGAAUGCCAGAGUCGACCGAGGCGUCGGCGAACUUCAGAUUGAUGUGACGCAGAACUUCACCAAAGGGCCCGGGGACUGGUUUCACAUCGCCUUCAUUUGGGACUUGGGAGUAGGAUUGGCAGGCCAGGGGCGCAGCUACCUAUGGGUAGACGGGAUUGAAGGCCAGCCCGUCGCUCUCAAUUCUGAGAGGCUGAACCACUUCAUCUGGGUGGAACCCCAGGACGGAUUGGACCUUGGCGGAAUUCGCAGCCCCAUGAGUCCUGGUGAAUACAGCAAUAUCCGAGUCUAUACCCGAGCACUGACCGGAGAGCAGGUUUACGAGAUCUUCAGUCAGGAGGACCCAACCUGUGGCAUGACGGAUGAUGUUUGCCCAACACCGUGGUCCUUCCGGUCAUAUGUGUACGAGGUGACGAACCCGAAUGACUUCCGAUACAAGCUCUUCCCUCGCCGUCCUGCUGCAGAGGUGUUUUUCAAAUGCGAUCCCGGGUACACUGCCUUCGAUGGUGACAGUCACAUCAUAUGCACCAGUGCAGGAACCUGGUUGAAAUACGGAACGAACCAACUGGCGCAGCCACUCCGAUGUUGUCGGCACGCAGAGGACUUCUGCCCAACUAUCGACCUCACAGGUAGCGCCGGGGCCGUGCUGACUGCAACGGGCUUUGAAGUCUUGACGGAAUGUGGGGAGAUGCCUGUCGAUGAUGGCCUCCCGCAACCUGUGGUGAGCUUUGCACGAUGCUCGGAACCCCCUACUGCUGCAUACGUUAUGGUGGAACUGAGCGACGACCUGAACAUCUCCAGCAUAGCAUCGCUGCGGUGCGAGCACGGCUUCGAGCCUUUAGACCCACUCACCAUGGAUACUGAGCUGAGAUGUGUUCGAGGCACCGUCCCUGAGCCGCUGCUAUCCGACGUCGUCGUGCCAAGUCGUUGGAUGACGAUUGAUGGCCGUGAGCCUCGGCCUCUGCACUGCCGUGGCGUUCAGAACUUCUGCCCCGACCCGCGCCUUCCGAACACCACCGUGAUCAUGCUUUCAGAUUCACUACGAACAGGUUCUAUAGUUCACCUCCGGUGCCUUGAUGGCUUCGCAGGUCCGGUAGUGGAAGCAACCUGCGAGAGGUCUCCAGACAACAGUGGCAUGUGGAUGAUCGAGGACAAUGGCACGCAGCCGCUGACAAGCCUCGACCCUUGCACGUAUCUACCACAGAAUCAUUCGGAGGAGGAGCCCGAAGAGCUCCUGGUCCCAGGUGCUGUCUGGAACUGGGAGGGCUGCGCGCAGGGCGAGGGAUCGGCCAUGCUCUCCGAUCCAUCUGUGCCCCUACAUGCCAGCGGAGGCACGGUUUCGCUUUGGUGGCAGCUGCCGGCAGACCUCGAGGAGCGGUUCGUACUUUGGUCAUCCAUGGAGAGCAGCUGCUUACAAGCCUUCAACGACACGAAUGCCACCGAGAGUGUGCCCGAUUUGCCUGGCGAUGAUGGCACCACAGCAAGCACCACAUCUUCAUACUUGUCUUUGUGGGAACAAAACGACACCAACGUGUCGAACAUCUCACUCGAUGGUGUGAUGGAUCCAGAGGAUGCGAACGACUUCGACGAGAGUGUGAACCAGAGCAACGCCUCCAAUGAAACUAUGAAUCUGACAUUGGACGAAGUGAACGCCAGCGAGAGCAACGAGACCCGCCAAGGCCUGGACAGUGAUGCCGAUCUCGACAGCGACAACGACACUGACAAUGACUCCGAAGUUGAAGACGCUGACAACAUCACCUGGAGAGAAUCCAACGACACACGCUUCGUGGAUGUCAACAACACUACGGACGAUAAUGACACUGCCUCCACCAUCAAUGCGACGAAGGCAGAGAAUACCACCACCAACGACACGAACGAGUCGGAGUCGGGCGACACUCUGAACGAGAGCAACCAGACCCUUGCGAAUUCCACAGAGCAGCCUGCAUUGCAAGAGCCGGUGAGCCUGCCGAUGUCAGAGGAGGAAAUAGAGCUUAACGAAUCCGACGGCAACACGUCCGAUGACUCAGAGAAUUCCACCGAUGAAGCCGUCAACGAUAGCAACAGUAGCGACAAAGAGCGAAUGAACCUGAGCAAUGCCACUAUUGCCACUAUUGGCAUGCCCGACGCUGAUGGCGGCAGCGAAGCUCUUCCGCAGUGUUUGGAGAGUCCGCACAUGGUGGUGACUAGAGGCAUCUUGCAAGUUCAGCUGUCUCAGGGCCUGGGAGACUUUUCGGUAGACUUGGUUCGGCUCGGGUUACGUAGCGGCCAGUGGCUGCACCUCUCGUAUGCCUGGGACGACGGAGGCAUGGAGACUCGCUUGUGGCUCAAUGGCACCAAUGUCCUGGCAAGUGCAACCACUACAACUUCCACGAUGCCCUUGGACACGGUAGAGAAUCUCACAAACAUGACAGAGGCCGAAGUGGACAUGGACGAGCUGAAUGAGAAUGAGACCUACACUUCCGAGGCCGAAAGCAACGAAAGUCAAGACAACGUUUCCUACGACUCCGAGAAUGUCACUGCCAAACUGGCAGAGGAGAGCAAUACUAGCAAUAAGAGCGCAAGCGAGGCUACAGAGGAGGGCAGCGAAGAGUGGCGUGAGGUUUUGGAGGAGGCCAGGCAAGAGGGAUGGAUCACACUCCCUGCAGCGGCGAACUACAACACGACCCUUGACAAUGACUUGGAGUUUCAAAUUGUCAUGGGUUGGCCACUUGACUCCACGGAAUUCCUGGAGCAUAUAGCCAAUAAUGGAUGGCGAACGCUGUGCAGGUUGUACGACAAGCUCUUGCAGGACUCCGAUGCAGAGCAACUCUCUCAUGAGCGGCCAUACUGCCCUGUAGUGUUGUGCCCAAGGCCGGAGGAAGGUCGGAUGCAGAACUCAUACAUACGGCAUUUCCCUCGACGAGCCGUUCCCGGCGAGAUGCUUCGCUUGGCUUGCCUGCCAGGCUACUACGCAACGGCUGGCCAGGAGGAAUUGCACUGUGGUGCCUCAGGGAUAUUCAUGGGCAUGGCCCUGGAGUGCUGCUCCUUGGACCCCGAGUUCUGCCCGGAGGUGCCUACUCACUGGAGGCAAUCGAUCAACAGCGCGCCAGAGACUUUGGCAGACGGCAUGGAGAACCUGAUCGUAGAUGUCUAUGAGCCAUCAGACCCCUGUGAAGGCGACGAGAACGGUACAGCGCAGUCCCUCGGUGCUGAACUCCACCUGCACUGUCCUGCUGGCUACCUUCUCGUAGCAGGGACACGACACGCCAUCUGCUCGCAGAAGGAUUCGGAGGAGGAAGGCAUGCGCUCGUUUUUGGGAGUGUGGAAGGACCUUGAGAUUGGAGGGGAACUGAGGCUGCCUGUCUGCGAUUUGGACGACAACUGGUGUCCGAUGCUCUACCCGGGCUACCAGAGUUUCAUCGUGAAUGCAACGGCCGGCCGGCGCCUCGGCUCCUUAGCUUUUCUCCGCUGCCUCGAUGACCAGCAGUUCGAGCCGGACUUUGGCAGUGUGACGGUCCGAUGUGGCAUGGCCACGGACAGGCAGUCCGGGCAGUGGGUUGAUGCCUUCGAUGCCCCCGCAACAGCACUGUCCUGCCGGCAGCGCGUCUUCGCCACCACCUCCACCACAACCCUCAGUCUGCUCCCAACCAGCAGUGGCGUUAUCUCGGGCCUGCCAGGUGACCAAGGCCUUGAUGCAUUCCGGCACCACGCCGCCAACGCCUCUCUGGGUUGCGGAUAUCCCUUCGUCAAUGUUGGAGGAGACACCCGCGUCUAUUGUGUUCUGGGGCCUUCCACGACCAGCCCUGACGGUACAGAGGGCCGAUGGGUUGAUCAGGACGGAAGCAACAUCGAGUUGCCAAUAUGUGUACUGCGCAGGGACUGGUGUCCGCAGAUUGACUUGGUGGGUAAGAAUAGUGAAGCUUUGCUGAGCAGCGCCUACGAGUUCGGAAGCGUGGCGACUCUCCGAUGUCACAUCGGUUACCAGCGCGUCGAGGGCAACAUCACGCUGAACUGCAUCAACCACGAGUCGCUGCUCUACGGCAUCUGGGAUGCAGAGCCCGUGCGAUGCGAGCUGUCACCAUUCUUCUGCCCGGCUCCUGAAGCCACGUUUGCUGGUCUAGUGCAGCUGGAGUCGCGCUUCCAGCGAGGUGAUGUUGUCAACAUGGCCUGCCAUGCAGGCUAUAGUUACUUGCAGGGCGAUUUGGAGGUCUAUUGCGAUGUUGGUGACAACAGCGAUGGAGGGCAGUGGAAGACGAGUGAUGGAACCGCCGCUAAGCCCGUGGUUUGUGUGCCUCAGCAAGAUUUUUGUACUCUACCGGUGGUCAACAACGGCUACGUGAGCUCGGUAUCCGAGGAGGGCAAGAUGGGGAGUAUCGUUGAGCUGCAGUGCCAGGAUGGCUUUACGGACUUGCGCUUGGACGCAUUGCAGGCGCUGCAGCGCACGGCUCGCUGUACCGAGGACGGCGCCUUUCAAGUUGGCAUCUCACGGGUCAGCCGGGAUCUGUUGCGGGCCACUUCUUUGGCUCAGGAUGUCUUGGACGAGUUGGAGUCCUACUGGGCAUUGGAUACACGAGAGUCGGAUCUCAAUUGGCGGGCACUGAUGCAAUUUGAGUACCGUUGGCGCUCGGAGCUCUCCUUGGGUUUGCGAGGUUUGCUUUAUGACAGCGCCGUCCGGGAGGUCUUAGUCCAAUUCCCAGGCUAUGAUGGUGGACUCACUGAUAAGUGGAUGGCGAUGUUCACGGUAGACGACGUCCGCAGGCUGGUAACCUUGCUCGAGGAGCAGCAGGGGAAGAUGCUGGACCUUGCUCAUCAGAACGGGCUGCCAGCUGGCUUGCAGGAAGAACCGAUACUCUACUGCAACCGAACACCAGAUUGGUGCCCGUUGCCCGAGCUCCCGGAGCACAGCUCUUUCGUAGCGGGCACAGGUGUCUCUGCAAGGGCCCUGGGUGAUCAGAUCUUCCUGGAAUGCCACCCCCAUUAUGUUUACGAUCUUGGCCUUCAGUCGCUGAUGUGUGGAAAUGCGGGUGAUGGUUCAGCAAUUUGGCGAGCGGUCGACGGUCGACAGGCACAGCCCAACAUGACCUGCAGCUUGAAUCGGCUUUGGUGUCCGCCACUCCCGUCACUGCACAAUUCUCAUAUUUCCAACAUGGAGCCUCGUGACCGGAGUGUCUACACGGAGGUUCAUCUCGAAUGCCGACGAGGCUACUAUCCUACGGCAGGCCACGCUUUCGGGCGGUGUGCUGAAUCCGGGCAAUGGUGCUCCAGCGAUGGACCUUCGGCGCACUGCACCGAGCCGGCAGAUUGGCUUCGUUGCGAACUAAUCCCCGCCUACUGCCCGAGCUGGCCGGGCAAAGAGGAGACAGGGCCUUAUGGAAAUGGUAACAGCAGAUUCCUCGGCAAUGAGCAUGAGCGCUCUGACCUGAACCCCCUUGCUCACAUCUUCCUGCGUGAAGUUCGCCAGCUGCCGUUGCCCAGUGCUGCCCUAGGAGAUAUCGUGACGCUCUCCUGCCCGCAGUACUUCUCCAGAGCUACUGGGGACGUGCGAUUCAAGUGCGGGCAUGGUCGAAACGGUACCGGUGAGUGGCAGCGAGAAGCCAUUGCGGCCACCUCCUACCUGGACAACAGUACGCCGGAUGCCCUGAUACAGCUAGUGGACGAAGCUAUCGCAGAGCCUUUGGUCUGUGAGCUGCAGACUCAAUUUGGUGUUCGUCGUAAAUAUUACGAGCGUUUGCCCGGGCUUUUCAGGAACCACAGCCGAUCCGGCGAGGAUGUGGUGCCCCACAUCAAUCAGAUCCAGUCGCCCUACGACGCUUCGCACUUCGAAGCAUAUCUCCGCCCGGAAACUCCGGGAAACUACACACUUUGCGUGGAGGUGGUGGGUUCCUUCGUGUUGACCUUUGACAAGGAGAUCUUGCUUUCUGCGCGAUCGCAAGGCCUUCUGCCCGAGCUUUUCGUGUCUAAGCCAGUGGCCUUGGAUGCAAGUCGCUUUCAUUCUUUCAGCCUGGAGUUUUGGGCAGAUCCUCUCUUACCAGAGCGCGUGGACACUGAAAUGAACUUUCAAAGGCACUUGCGCUUCCUCUGGAACUCCUCGUCGGAUCCACCUGUUCCGGUACCAUAUUCUGAGCUCUUCCACAGCUUUGAUACCAUGUACGGCUCUCCAAACUCGCACAUAGGAAUCAAUGACCCUGAGCCUUGCCCCUCCGGAGAAAUUCAGUACGUUCGAGGCUUGAACGAGUACGAGGCGGGAUGGGUGACGGACGGCUCUCUCGGGUUCAACUACAACCCGAACUCGCAAUGCCAGUGGGAGCUUGAAGCCGUUGGCAAUGUCCGCUUUACAGUGUUUUCGAACUUUGUGGACCUUGUUGACACCCAAGACUGCGCAGGGGAUCGCCUCGAGUUUCACGUGGGCUCGGGGAAUGCCCUGCGACUUCUUGGUGCCGUAUGUGGCAGCUACCCGGAGGGCACACCACUCGUACAGACGUCAAGCAGGCGUUUGGUGAUCCGGUUCGUCACGGAUGGCUUCGGAGAGAGGGAGGGCUUCAACGUCACCUACAACCUCACUCGCACAAACGAGAUCAUCGCGGAAGACACCGUCAUACCGC
Symbiodinium sp. CCMP2456 is the source of this 15190-nucleotide messenger RNA. The record is from the annotation of a GenBank genome assembly. NCBI's taxonomy places the organism in Eukaryota, Dinophyceae, Suessiales, Symbiodiniaceae.